Molecule: messenger RNA, 3229 nt
Organism: Arabidopsis lyrata subsp. lyrata
Lineage: Eukaryota; Viridiplantae; Streptophyta; Magnoliopsida; Brassicales; Brassicaceae
Product: cation/H(+) antiporter 6B
Exons: 4
Coding region: 457-2856 (799 amino acids)
Biological process (GO): regulation of pH; proton transmembrane transport
Cellular component (GO): membrane; endomembrane system
Molecular function (GO): antiporter activity
Source: RefSeq, a predicted model, not a curated record
GGAUACAAUUUUCAACUUUUCAAAAUUUUAAAUUCUACAGCAAAAAUAUUACAUCACUAAAAUCUACAGUCACAUCCAAAACAUCUACAGCGUAAAAUCUACAGUAAAAAAUCUACAACUAAUGCCGGAACCAAUCAGGCACAUACUAUAUUCUCUUGUUGUAAUAACAUGGUCUGUUUAACACACUUUAUCACGUUAUAUUAAGAUCCUCUUUAUUAAUAAUGGCUAAAGAGGCAUUUUAUUUUAAAGUAAUACAGCUUACAAACGCCAAAAACAAAGAUAACACCUGGACCAGACAAUCCCUAUAUUUAUAUCCUUAUGCUAAUUUUAGAGAUAUUUUGGGAUCUGUGUGAAACCAUUUGACCGGUUUUAAUUCUAGUUCUUCCUUUGACUGCAAAACCUUUUCAUCAAGAUUUUUUGUUGUUUUUGGUUUUACGUAGACAAGAUUUGUCCCAAAUGGAUGCAGAAAAUGCGACUUGGCGCAAAGAGCUCAUGUGGGACGACGAUGGGAAAAGAGCAGAGAUGGGGACGAAGAUGUUUUGCGAUGUAAGUCCACAUAUAAUGUUGAACUCACAUGGCGUUUCAGAGAAAAUGGAUUCUGGAUAUAAGGGAAUGGAAUUUUGGGAGUACCCUCUUCCACAAUUGGAGAUCAUAAUUCUCUCCAUAUUCCUAUUAUGGCGCUUAUUUGAUAUGUUGUUCAAGAAGUUAGGUGUUCCUAUCCCCAAGUUCACCUCCAUGAUGCUUGUUGGGGCAGUCUUAAAUGAGGUGUUUGGAUCGAUGCAAAUAUCAUGUUUUAAGCAUAUAUUUAUCCAUGAUAACAAGUAUAUGCCAAAGGUUGCUGAUACUAUAGGUGCAUUUGCUUUUGUCCUAGAUUGGUUCCUAAGAGGAGUGACUACGGAUGUUGGAAUAAUCAAAAAGUCAGGAACUAAGAGUGUUGUAAUUGGAAUCACCUCAAUGAUCAUCCCAUGGCAAAUAGGAAAACUCCUUUAUUCAUCUAGAGAGAAAUCAAGUAUCCUGACCAUGACAGAAAACGAGUAUAACGUAAUGACAUUCACCAUGAGCAUGACGCCUUUCACGUGCGUCAACAUGUUGCUUACUGACCUCAAGAUAGUUCACACUGAUUUCGGCCAAAUAGCUCAGUCAUCGGGAAUGGUAACCGAUGUGCUUGCCUUUUUCUUGACUGUAUGGGCUUACAUUAGCCGUGAUGAAACUCAAGGAGUGAAGAUGGGAUUUGCUUUUAUGGCAUUCUUCAUUUUUGUGUACCUUGUGCGACAAUUUAUGCUGUGGGUAAUCAGACAUACCCCAGAGGGAGCGCCAGUGAAGAACAUCUAUCUCUACAUUGGUCUCUUGCUGGCUUACUUAUCUUAUCUUUACUGGAACCGCUUCUUAUUCUUCGGACCGCUGGGGGCAUUUGUUCUUGGUUUGGCUGUCCCUAACGGACCGCCUUUAGGAUCGGUAUUUAUACAAAAAUUCGAUAGCUUCAAUGAGGGCAUUUUUUUACCCCUCUUUGGCUCACUUAGCAUGAUUAAACUAGAUUGGUCAUUUCUACGGAAGGAGUUUGGAGAUGAGUUUGGAGAUGGAAAACAUCUCCAUGGACAUAUGUACGAGUGUUUUUCAUUCCUUCCCAUCGUAUACAUAGCGAAAUUCGGUACUUCGUUUUUAGCCGCCAUAGCUACAAAGAUACCUUUGAGAGACUCAAUUAUCCUAGCUGUCAUUAUGGGCACCAAGAGUAGUUUUGAGUUGGCUUACGUACUCACAGCCUUCGAAAAAUACAGGAUUAGUCUGGAGGUUUUGUCGCUCCUGGGCGUAUACAUUCUCGUAAACUCUUUGUUAACACCAAUGGCUAUACAUUUCUUGUAUGACCGGUCUAAAAGAUUUGUGUGUUACGGAAGAAGAAACUUGAAACAGAAGUCAGAACUGCAAACGCUGGUGUGCAUCAACAAGCCUGACAACAUAACAUCGAUGAUUAGCCUUCUCAGAGCAACUUCCCCAUCUAAAGACUCUCCAAUGGAGUGUUGUGUUCUGCACCUAAUAGAGUUACAAGGUCAAGCUACUCCCACGUUUAUCUCCCACCAGCUUCAGAAACCAAAGCCUGGAAGUCGGUCUUACUCCGAAAAUGUCAUAAGCUCUUUCCAACUGUUUCAAGAGAUUUAUUGCGACUCCGCUUCCAUAAACAUGUUCACGUCUUUAACUUCCGCUAAAGAGAUGCAUGAACACAUAUGUUGGUUUGCUCUUAGUCAAGGUUCAAAUCUUAUUCUCCUCUCGUUUCACCGCACUUGGGGGCCUGACGGAAGUGUCGUUAUCUCAGACGAUCAAACCCUAAGAACCCUUAAUCGUAAUGUUCUGAAACGAGCCCCUUGUUCUGUCGGAAUCUUCGUUUAUCGCAAACCAAUUUGGCAAACCAAAGCCCUAGAAUCUCCAUGCCGUGUGUGCUUGAUUUAUGUGGGUGGGAAUGACGACAAAGAGGCCUUGGCAUUAGCUGACCACAUGAGAGGUAACCAACAAGUGAUUCUAACGGUGAUGCGUUUGAUCCCUGCGUCUCAUGCCGAUGAUAUUAGCAAGAGGAUUCAUAGUCAAAUGGUAGACAUGAACCGUCAUGAAGAUAGGCCUCGAGAUGACUCAAUCAUCAUUGAUUGGACGGUGGGGGAUGGUACAGAGACUUCCAAGAUUUUGCACUCCGUGGCUUACGACUAUGAUCUAUUUAUAGUCGGUAGAAGAAGUGGGUUUGGUACUACAGUCACUAGAGGACUCGGGGAUUGGAUGGAAUUCGAAGAACUUGGAAUCAUUGGAGAUUUGUUAGCAUCUGAAUAUUUUCCUUCUAGAGCCUCCGUGUUGAUCGUGCAACAACAAGAAUGAAAAGCAUUUCUCAGCUUUAGUUUUUAUCUUUUUUAAAGUUGAGGAACUCUGUAAACAGACCCCACGCGCCCAAUUUUUCAAAUUUUACAAAAACAGCAAUUUCUGCAUGUUUUGGUCCAGGGAUUUCGGAGAGGUGGCGUUGACGCGCUCGUUGUGAGAGUGGGUAAGAUAGUUGAAUUUCGCAGUUCGACAACCAACCACGCGCGCCACGUUUGGGCUGACUUUAUACUGUCCAUUAUAGACCCACAUAAGUUUAAAAGGCCCAAUAACAAAAAUUAAAAAUUAGGGCACAAUGUAUGAAUAUCCAUUAGUGAUAGCAUUUGAUGUAAUUUAUCAUUCGUAGUUCUUUCACGAAGUUUUAAAAUGUUAUAUU